Molecule: messenger RNA, 447 nt
Organism: Heterotrigona itama
Lineage: Eukaryota; Metazoa; Arthropoda; Insecta; Hymenoptera; Apidae
Source: the annotation of a GenBank genome assembly
UUAACGAGUUGGAAAACAAAGUUCCAGCAAUCGGCCGAAGAAUCAAAACUUUCGACAGUACGUUCCUUUAUUCAUUCUCGUUACGGUGCACAAUGGAGAACGGUGGUUUUCAACGUCGCUCCGGAAUUGUUUGCAAAUGUUCCGCUUCUCAGCGUCUCAGCCCACACACUGCCACCCAUGAAGAUGCUCUGUGCAUCAUUCAUUACAUCUCUGCUGUCGUCAUCCGUCUCUAAGGCUCAACCAGCUGACGAUAAAAUUGACAGAGAUGAAACGAUGCAGAAUGAUGAAGAAUCGGAGGAAAGCGAAGAAGAAUUAUCACAUCCGAAAAAUCACGAAUCGCCACCUGUAACUGAAGUUGACGACGUUGAUGAGACGAAAGUGCAACUUGUCGAUCACGAUUGGUCUUUCCUUAAGACUAUACUUCCGGAUCGAGAAGAAAUUGAACAG